Saccostrea cuccullata (small rock oyster) is the source of this 843-nucleotide messenger RNA. RefSeq lists its product as uncharacterized. The coding region runs from base 111 to 809 and encodes 232 amino acids. The transcript is spliced from 3 exons. Lineage: Eukaryota; Metazoa; Mollusca; Bivalvia; Ostreida; Ostreidae. The record is from RefSeq and is a predicted model, not a curated record.
UAAAGAUACUAGAAAAGAGAGACACGUGUCUAGGUAAUAAUUAAAAAUUAUCCCUCUAUUGAAGAAAGGGCAUACCGGACACACCGUACAUAUUGAAAUCAUAUCUAAAAAUGUACCGUGCGUUUUACUUUCUGCGCUUUUCAUAUCUUGGCUUUUUAUGCAAAACGGUUAGACCAGAGGCAACGUUCGGACACUUUGGCGUUAGAAUUGACGCCAAUCCUCCAAGCUCAUGUUCAGAGUUCCAAAACGUCAGAAAUACGCUUUAUUGUUUUUCAACUUGUUUGAUGAAUCUACCUUCUCUCAACAUGUUCAGUCAUGAUGACGUUGAUCUGCGGUGUGUGUGCUGUGAUGAAUCUCCUGGUAAUGGGAGUUCUAUGAGUGGUACACAGUGGAAAACAUACGUACCUGCCUUUUGUCCGUCUGGAUAUACCAAGCUUCAAUAUUAUGACUUGAAUCUCUGCCUGAAGUACGUACCGACGUUAACUAGGUACCCGGAUGCUGUUGUCAAUUGUGAAAAAGACGGAGGUGACCUAAUCAGAAUUGAUACGACAGCAAAGUAUGACAUCUUCAAAAAUGUUGCAGGAAUAUAUGCAGUCAAUGAAACUAUUCAUAUCUGGGUACAAGGGGUAAAAGAAAAUGGACAGUGGGAAUUUCAUGAUGGUUCACCGAUACCAGAUGUCUGUUCCCUGUCUCAAUCCAACAAAACUGAAGAAAUUCACAUGAGGAGCAUAAGUGAUAGAGAUUUUAAAUGUGUCGAUGCUGCAGCGGCUGUUCACUAUUGUUACAUGUGUGAAAAAAUCAAUUUCUAGUGAAGUUUGUUUAACAAGGAUUUUAUAAUUAGCC